ACCAGAGUGGAUUGGGGAAAAAGAAAGAAAAACCAGCGAAGCACGGCCGCCCCCUUCCCCCUCCGCGCCGGCGCGCGGCUAAACCCCCACUAACCCCCUCACACGCUCCCGCCGCCGCAAAACCCUAAACCCCGCCGCCAUGCGCCGCCUCCCGCCCCUCUCCCAGCGCGCCGCCGCCGCGGUCGCCGCAUCCGCGCCCCCAUCCCCAUCCCCAUCCACCUCCACCCCGUACCUCGUCGCGGAGCUCGGCCGCGUCCUCUCCACGCGCCGCUGGAACAAGGGCCGGGCCUACAAGCGCCUGGCGCCCUCCGUCACGCCGGCCCUCGUCGCCGACCUCUUCCGCGCCCCCUCGGCCGCCCCCGACCCGGGCACGGCGCUCGCCUUCUUCGACUGGGUCGCGCGCCGCCAGGGCUUCCGCCACACGGCCGCCUCCCACGCCGCGCUCCUCCACCUCCUCUCGCGCUGGCGGGCCCCCGCGCGCUACGAGCAGCUCGUCUUCUCCAUGUUCGGCUGCGCGCGGAGCGCCGAGGACGCGCGCGCCUCCGCCGACGCCCUGCGGGCAAUCUGCCGAACCGGUGCCGCGCGCCACGCGCUGUCCCCGGCCUGCUACAACUUCGCGCUCAGGUCGCUCGCGCGCUUCGACAUGACGGGGGAGAUGGAGCGGGUCUACUCGCAGCUCGUCGGGGACGGGCUGCUGCCGGACACCAAGACGUACAACGCCAUGAUUAAGUCCUACUGCAAGGAGGGCGACCUCCCCAAGGCGCACCGGUACUUCAAGCUGUUGCUGGAGUGCGGGCUGGAGCCGGACACGUUCACGUGUAACGCGCUGGUGCUGGGUUACUGCCGGACGGGCAACCUGAGGCGGGCCUGCUGGCUGUUGCUGAUGAUGCCGCUGGUCGGCUGCCAGAGAAAUGAGUACUCCUACACCAUUUUGAUUCAGGGUCUGUGUGAGGCGCGGCGUGUAAGGGAGGCGCUUGUGCUGUUUUUGAUGAUGAGGGGUGAUGGGUGCUCCCCGAAUUCACACACAUACAAAUUCCUGAUCGGCGGCCUAUGUAAGGAGGGCAGGGUUGCUGACGCCAGGAUGUUGCUUGAUGAGAUGUCUCGGGGAGGUGUUGCUCCAAGUGUUAUGGCAUAUAAUGCAAUGAUUGUAGGGUACUGUAAGGCAGGAAGGAUGCAGGAUGCAUUGGGGAUUAAGGAGCUGAUGGAAGGAAAUGGGUGCCACCCGAAUGAUUGGACAUACAGCACUUUGAUUCAUGGCCUCUGUGAUGGGAAGAUGGAUGAAGCUGAGCAAUUGCUGGAUAGUGCUGUUAAAGGAGGUUUUACACCUACGGUUGUCACAUUCACUAUCCUGAUCGAUGGGUACUGCAAAGCUGAAAGGAUUGAUGAUGCACUCAGGGUGAAAAAUAAUAUGAUGCUGAGUAAGUGUAAACUUGAUAUACAUGUGUAUGGGAAGUUGAUCAAUAGCCUCAUUAAGAAGGAUAGGUUAAAAGAGGCGAAGGAGUUGUUAGCUGAAAUUCCGGCAACUGGUUUGGUUCCAAAUGUGUUCACCUACACAUCUGUAAUUGAUGGCUUUUGCAAGAUCGGGAAGGUUGAUUUCGCACUAGAGGUCUUGAAAAUGAUGGAACGCGAUGAUUGCCAGCCAAAUACAUGGACCUACAACUCUCUGAUGUAUGGGUUAAUUCAGGAUAAGAAACUUCACAAUGCAAUGGCGCUGAUAACUAAAAUGCAAAAAGAUGGAAUAACUCCUGAUGUUAUCACCUAUACCACUUUGGUUCAAGGCCAGUGCAAUCAGCAUGAAUUUGAGAAUGCUUUCAGGUUACUUGAAAUGAUGGAGCAGAAUGGUCUGACACCCGAUGACCAAUUAUACAGCGUCUUAACUGGUGCACUGUGCAAAGCUGGAAGGGCUGAAGAAGCUUAUUCAUUUCUUGUUAGAAAAGGAAUAGCCCUAACUAAGGUACUCUAUACUAUUUUAAUUGAUGGUUUCAGCAAGGCAGGCAAAAGUGACAUUGCCGCCACCCUCAUAGACAGCAUGAUUGGUGAGGGUUGCACACCAGAUUCAUACACGUAUAGUGUACUGCUGCAUGCUUUAUGCAAAGAAAAGAAGCUGCAGGAAGCUUUGCCGAUACUGGAUCAAAUGACUCAAAGGGGAAUAAAAUGUACCAUUUUUGCUUAUACAACUCUAAUCAACGAAAUGCUCAGAGAAGGGAAGCAUGACCAUGCUAAAAGGAUGUACGAUGAAAUGGUUUCAUCAGGUCACAAGCCAAGUGCAACCACAUAUACUGUAUUCAUUAACUCAUACUGCAAGGAAGGUCGAGUGGAGGAGGCUGAGAACUUAAUUGUGGAAAUGGAGAGAGAAGGUGUUGCCCGUGAUGCAGUGACCUACAACACAUUCAUUGAUGGCUGUGGGAAUAUGGGAUAUAUUGAUCGCGCAUUUCAUACUCUGAAGCGCAUGGUGGAUGCAUCAUGUGAGCCAGAUUAUGCGACCUACUGCAUUCUGCUCAAGCAUCUUCUAAAAGAGAAUUUUAAUUUCCGUUAUGUAGACACCUCUGGCAUGUGGAACUUCGUAGAGUUGGAUACUGUUUGGCAGUUUCUUGAAAGGAUGUCAAAACAUGGUCUGAAUCCCACAAUAACGACAUACAGUUCUCUCAUUGCAGGAUUCUGCAAAGCCAACCGCAUUGAAGAAGCAUGUGUUCUUUUUGAUCAUAUGUGCAGUAAAGAUAUACCACCUAAUGAAGAGAUAUACAAAUUACUUAUCAAGUGCUGUUGUGAUACCAAGUCCUUUGAGAAGGCCUCUUCAUUUGUGCACAACAUGAUACAACACAGGUUUCAGCCUCAUCUUGAAUCAUACCAGCUUCUUAUACUGGGACUUUGUAACGAGGGAGAAUUUGAGAAGGCUAAAUCACUGUUCUGUGACUUGCUUGAACUGGGCUAUAAUCAUGAUGAAGUUGCAUGGAAAAUUCUAAAUGAUGGUUUGCUCAAAGGUGGUUAUGUUGAUAUAUGUUCUCAGAUGCUGUCUACCAUGGAGAAUAAACACUGUUCCAUUAGUUCUCAGACACAUGCUAUGGUGACCAAUGGCUUGCAUGAGGCAUCUGGCAGUCUGGUUGGUGAACUCCAAGGAGAAGCUCUUUGAGUCAGCUUGACUGAUAUGUUCAUGCUAAUAGAUGGUGUGUUUCAUUGGCCAUACAUUUAGUCUGUAACUUUCAGUCCAAUGAAUAUAAUGGUUGCUAGACUUGUCACGAUUUAGCAAAUAUGAUCCAGUAAAGCAGAUACUUUGUUGAGAAAGUUGUACAGUACAAAACUUCGAUCAAGGCAUCAACUAACUAAAAGAUUGCAUGCAGCACCGCGUUUUACAUGACUGACUUGAGAUGAGCAACAUCCAGUUAGGAUGCCGUUUGAUCAGCUAAAUGCCAAUACAUGUUGCUCAAGCAGAUCUGUUUGUCAGAAACAGGAUUAUCAUACCAAUUCAUAUUCAAACCAAAGGCACUUUCUCGUCACGCAGUUGGGAGAUAGUCAGUGUCAGGCUCACCCAAACCUAUGGCUUAUGGAGUCUCAUUGCUUGCUUUACUUUGGGGGUAAUCAAUUAUACCUGUCAUUGUUUGAUUGCCAUAUUUUGGUGGUAUAGAUGCCAUACAGUUCUUUUUACAUUGGAGAAGUUUAUUUUUGAAUGAUAUAAAACAGUCUACCUCUAUGACUCCUAUUUAUGUAGUGAUUCUUAUCAGAGCAUUUAGUGUGGUGCGAAAUAAUGUAUCAACUUGAAAGAAUUAAACUUAAAAAUUAUUGGAUAGGUACAGACUUAUUUUGUAAAAAAUAGAUAUGUAGAUAGACUUGUUUACUACUACCUUUGUCCUCGAAUGUAUGCCACUGUGGGGUGCAUAGAGUCAACCUUUAGAAAUCUUGAUGACUAAUAUGUGAGGAAGUACAAUUUAUUCAUUUUGCAUAAUUAUUUUACGUUGUCCACGCUUAUUGUUUUCUAUAAAACAUGUUAUGUUCAGAAAUUAUAGUCAUAGUCCUGCAUCAGAGACUGUAAAUGAAGAUCAUACAUUUGUGAAUGGAGUAGGAUUUCUUGUUGUUUAGCUAUGUUUUAUAUACUUUCAAAUCUUGGCCAACAAAGAACAGUGGUUUGGAUUGCAUUUUGCCACAUUGAGACAUCCAGUGGCGGAGACAGGGGGAUGCCAGCAGCCCCCCCCCCCCCCCCCCCCCACACACACAUCAUGAUUUUGCUACUAAAUUACUGAUGAAUAGUGCUGAAUUAGAGAUUUUUUACUAUUGAACAUCCAUUUUCCUAUGGACUGGCCCUCCCCAACCUAUUUCAACGGCACUUGACCCCCCUAAUCCAAAUUUUCUGCCUCCGCCACUGGAGACAUCAUUCAUCGUCCGUGGCGAGACUUUGACAAAACGAAACACGAUAGUUUGAUGCGGUAACACGUUCUACAAGACAGGCACUCAUUUGAACUCAAAUACUCUCUCUCUCUCUCUCUCUCUCUCUCUCUGAGAUACUUGGCAAAGUGACAACUAGUUCAGUACUUUAACUCCUAAGAGUAAAUUGCAGCACAAGUUGCAUCUGGACCAUGAACUAGAAAUCUGAACAUAUGCAUGAUUAUAUAGAUUUUCAUUAAGCGUGGUAAAUCAAUAUAUUCCUAGUCUCCUUCCUCUCUGCCCUUGUGGUGCCAGUGGGCCUGCCAUCAUGCCACCUGGUUCCAGGGCUAUCUCAAAUAGGCCUUAGCCCCCCUAUCCUACCAUGGUUAAUAACACCUGCAUGGUCUGAAGCAUCACCAUUUUUCUAAAUCAAAUAGGUACGAGAGUAUAACUUGAGGUGUUAUUAGUCUAGUGAUGAAAUGCUGUUUAGCCGAUCAAGUGCAAAGAGCACCCUCAAGUGAAAGGUUGGGUUCAGUCAUUGCACUUGGAAAUUGGAAUCUCUGGAUGACUGUGUAACCUACGUGAAGGCUUUACAUUGAUGCCUAAUUCAGAGGUGCCAAGACUUCAUGCUCUUAACUGAAGAGUAUCAAUCUCAGGCAUAUGGCUCCAGAGUACUUGCAUGCAUGGGAUCAUAAUGAGAAGAUUUCUGUGUUUUCAUAUGGAUUGUUGCUUCUUGAAUUGUAAGUCCAUUCUUGGUCAACUGCAUAGGCAAAACCGCUGAACAACAUGAAAGAGCUAGUGGAUCCUUCUCAUGACAUUGCAGAUGACUCAGAGAGGAACACGCUCCCCAACAGUUGCAUUCAUGUGCAUUCACCACAGGGCAAGCUCACGGCCUUGUAUGAAACCGGUACUCGGUUUCUUGAAGGUAGAUAGUCCACGUACACAGAUGUGCGGACCUUAACUCCCAAAGCUCCACAUGUUCAACUCGUGGUUCAGAAGACUGGAAUGGACUCGCACACUCUAGCGACCUUAAUGGUGUGGAAUGCGGCAUAUGCAGGCUGCCUUGGAGCGGUGAAAUUUAGUACGGCGUGUAUUUGUUGACAGGUUUUUCCAUCUUUUGUAAAUCAUCUGUCUGUACAUUCUGAUCCUCCUACUUUUCAUAUGUUGAAGAUUGCAUGGAUUUGAGAGACCAAUCAUCGCCGCUGGGAAUUUUCAAUAGUAUUCAGAAUUAUUUCCUGUUUCCUCACUGCGGACUUAUUUUUUCGGACAGUUUUAACUUGUAGGGUCCUUUGUACUUAUUGAUGAAUAAUUUCAAUUUAUGGACGAACAAGUCGAGCACGUGACUA
Molecule: messenger RNA, 5702 nt
Organism: Triticum aestivum (bread wheat)
Lineage: Eukaryota; Viridiplantae; Streptophyta; Magnoliopsida; Poales; Poaceae
Product: pentatricopeptide repeat-containing protein At5g65560
Exons: 6
Coding region: 140-3130 (996 amino acids)
Molecular function (GO): mRNA binding; protein binding
Source: RefSeq, a predicted model, not a curated record